Polypterus senegalus (gray bichir) is the source of this 1479-nucleotide messenger RNA. RefSeq lists its product as uncharacterized. The record is from RefSeq and is a predicted model, not a curated record. The transcript has 6 exons. Gene Ontology annotation, cellular component: external side of plasma membrane. Gene Ontology annotation, biological process: cellular response to lipopolysaccharide; negative regulation of T cell proliferation; positive regulation of T cell proliferation. The coding region runs from base 371 to 1312 and encodes 313 amino acids. NCBI's taxonomy places the organism in Eukaryota, Metazoa, Chordata, Cladistia, Polypteriformes, Polypteridae.
GUAAACAUCAGAAACGCCCCGUAAACUGAAGGUGCAGUUGUGUAGAUUUUACGGUGUCACAUCCAUAGACAAACGUUGUAAUGUGCUGACGACUUUUUAUUUAUCGGUAUCUGCAGCAGCUCUCUGUCCACUCUUCUAUGGUGAAUUGCCAAUAAUGAAUAUCAAAGUGUGCGACGUUCUUGAACUGUCUGAGUUUCUUGAGGAAGUUUAUUUGCAUGGGACGACAACAUGCUGCACCUCAAAGUAAGAUGUCAAAAACAGCUUUCGCCUGUUACUUUUUAACUGAUCACGUUAUUAGCAUAAGGAAUGGUUGGAGUCACUUCUCAGAAGACAUCUCUUUCUUCCCACUGAAGUGAUAUCAUUCUUGGCGAUGAUUUUCUUUGCCUACAGACUACAUGUUACUUUGAAUGGUGGACUUGUCUUCCUCAUCAUUGAUGUUAUCACCGCACUGAACAUGAAUUGUACAAGUCCACAUACAACCUUAAUAAAUGAGGACACAUCACUGAACUGUUACAUUGAACAGCUGAAUGAAGAUGAGGUGCUGUCAGUUAUCUGGGAAAAGGGAACACGGGAGCUCAUUAAAUAUCCAAGGAGAUCCAUAAAAAAGAAAGAAACUGAAGAGGCAAAAUUUGCACUUGCGGAGAGUCAUAUUCAUCAGGGAGACAUCUCUCUCACCAUCAAGAAUGUUCUUCAGUCAGAUGAAGGCAACUAUUGGUAUUCACUUCGUACCAAGAGGGAGAGUCUCAAGGGAGCGGUGAAGCUGCGUGUGCUUGUGCGUUUUGAGAUGAAAUGCCCAAGUCCGCAGACAGCCUUCCUAAAUAUGAACACCUCAAUUAACUGUACAAUUGAGAACUUGAACAGCGAUAAGGUGACAUAUGUUUUCUGGACCAAAGAUGACAAUAUCCUGGCCAGCUACCCAAGAAAAGAAAGCCCAACUUUGACAGAAACUGGAAAAUCCAGAUUUGCUCUUGAUCAAGAUCGUGUCAGUCAAGGAGAUGUCUCCCUUUACAUCAGUGAUGUACAAAAUACAGAUGGUGGGCUGUACCGGUAUUCACUGGAAACAGAGAGCACACGUAAAGAAGGAGGGGUGAUGCUUGAAAUAUUUUUUCCAAAAGUCACAAGAAGCAGAACUUCAACAGUUGUAACAGUCUGUGCUGUGGUGACCAUUUUGGCUUGUGUGGCCGUUGCUGCAUUUUUCUUCUUUAAACAAAGAGGUACCACCAAUGAGUCUGCUAGAAACCAAACGAAUCUUCAGUUAGAGGUCCAUGAAGCACAGGAUGAGGAACCUGCUCCCCUCAGAAGCAUGAAGUAGAUCUUCUGAUCACCAUCAAACCAAUAUCGAACUGUCUGGCAGUUUUCACUAUCAAUGGCGUAGUCAAGACCCACAUUGUAUCGAUUUUAAUUCAUUUCAAAUUAAAUGCUUUCACCAGGAUAGAUUUACCUGAAUUACAUAGUAUAAUCUCUCAACUGAAACCCUCC